GUAUCACCUAAAGUCCAACGCGGAAGUAAACAGUAGACUCCAACCAAGUUGGAUCAACCGUUCGGGUUGCUGAUUAUUUUCUUAUGUGAAGUGUAUUUAUGUCCGUUUUGACCAUGUAUCCAGUUCAAACUAUGCGCAAGUUUGUCUGCGAUCGCCUGACUGCGGCAGCUCAGGAGAUCCUGGGAGCGUUUGAGAAGAGAGUAGAGGAUUAUGAAGCGGAGCUCGCUCGGCAGCGCAGGAUGUUGGACAUGGCGUUUUCCCCAGAGAUAAAGUUACAGAGGGCAGAGAUGAAGGCUCUUCUAAAUCAGCAGGAGCACGGCAAUAAUUACGACAUGUCCAGAUUUCUACCUGAUACUGUGCAGAUUAAAGAUGAGCAUGAGGAAAUAAGCAUCACCCAAGAAAGACCGCAGCCUUUGCAGCCUCCACAACAGCCGCAGCCUUUGCAGCAUCCACAACAGCCGCAGCCUUUGCAGCAUCCACAACGGCCGCAGCCUUUGCAGCAUCCACAACAGCCGCAGCCUUUGCAGCAUCCACAACGGCCGCAGCCUUUGCAGCAUCCACAACGGCCGCAGCCCUUGCAGCAUCCACAACAGCCGCAGCCUUUGCAGCAUCCACAACGGCCGCAACCCUUGCAGCAACAAGAAAGGCCACAGCCCUUGCAGCAACAAGAACGGCCGCAGCCUUUGCAGCAACAAGGACGGCCGCAGCCCUUGCAGCAACAAGGACGGCCGCAGCCUUUGCAGCAACAAGAACGGCCGCAGCCUUUGCAGCAACUAGAGCGGCCGCAGCCUUUGCAGCAUCAAGAACGGCCGCAGCCUUUGCAGCAUCAAGAACGGCCGCAGCCUUUGCAGCAACUAGAACGGCCGCAGCCUUUGCAGCAACUAGAACGGCCGCAUCCUUUGCAGCAACUAGAACGGCCGCAUCCUUUGCAGCAACUGGAACGGCCGCAGCCUUUGCAGCAACUAGAACGGCCGCAGCCUUUGCAGCAACUAGAACGGCCACAGCCUUUGCAGCAACUAGAACGGCCGCAGCCUUUGCAGCAACUAGAACGGCCGCAUCCUUUGCAGCAACAAGUACACACGCAGACUUUGCAGCAACAAGUACACCCGCAGCCUUUGCAGCAACUAGAACGGCCGCAGCCUUUGCAGCAACUAGAACGGCCGCAUCCUUUGCAGCAACAAGAACGGCCGCAGCCUUUGCAGCAACAAGUACACCCGCAGCCUCUGCAGCAACAAGUACACCCACAGUCUUUGCAGCAACAAGAACGGCCGCAGCCUCUGCAGCAACAAGAACGGCCGCAGCCUCUGCAGCAACAAGAACGGCUGCAGCUUUCAGAACUGCAAGAAGUCCCAGCCUCCACACUGACUCCACCUUCUUGUCCGAAUACCACCAGUGGUCAGUCCCAGCCAUUAGGUCCUGAAAAAGAGAGUGGAGCAAAUGCAAGUCUUGCGUCUAAGAGCUUAAACAGAGUCGUAGAGUCUGGAUGGAAGGAGGGGACACCGUCAGUGAAUGAGCAACAUCUUUCUCAAACUUCAGGUGGAGCCGAAAUCCAACAUGACAAUAGAGGGGCAUCACCAACCGGACCUGCAGCGCCAACGUCAGCUGAAAGGAGCCCAGCAUUAGCUACAAACUCAGAGGAAGCAUUUGAUGAUGCAUUUUUAGAUGCAAAUUAUGAAGACAUCUUGAAUGAAAUUGAUGACAGUACCUUUGCACUCUCCAAUAUGAGUCCUGAACAGUCAUUAAAUAUGAGCUUUGAUGAUUUAAAUGAAACGUCAACCAGCAUUACAGAACAGACACAGUUGGUGAAAGAUCAUGUUGGAAGCUCAGUGUCGAUAGGCAGCACUGACCUAACACAAAACAGUAAUACUGAGUUCACAACACCAGCUUCAAGCAGCGGGGCCGCACCAACAAGGAUGUGUACAGGUUACAAUAACAGCUCAGCACCGGGAAGAAACUGUGAACUAGAAGCAAGUAAGAUUCAAGAUGAAAGUCAAAUUUUAACUACAAGUGUUGAGCCAAGUCAACCUGAGGUGAAUCAAGGUUGGAGGCCAGAGUCUUCCAUCCUAACUGUGCUAACACCAGUUGAUGAAUAUCAAAAUGAGACACGAGUCCCAACUGAGAUGGCAGAAGAUCAAGGCAGUCGAGCCUUUAGUACAAGCAACCAAGAUAAGAGCACAUUAACCAAAUCUGCUGAGCUGACACCAAGCGAGAAAAUUCGAGAAGGAGUAGCAGCAAUGGAAAAUAUUGAUCAAACAUCACAGAAUGAAAACCGUGAUAUGAGUGCACCGUCAGCCAAAAGUACAGAGCAAUCAUCAAGCCAGGGUGGUAUCAAAGAGGCUGUGACAUCGACUGAUAGAACAGAACACACCUCAAAGAAAAAUCAUAAACAAGAGAGGACGCCUUUGCGUGGAAGUACACAUCCGCCAUCAAAAACAAAGUCAAAAAAUGGGAGAACACCAUCUUCAACAAGAUCGCUCAAGAAACCCAGACAAGAAAGCGCAAGAUCAACUAGAGAUAAAACUCUCAGCGAGAAGACUGCCGCCAAUCAACGCACAGAUUAUAACAUAAAACCUCAAGAGGAGGAAGAAACUUCCAACCUAAUUUCAAAUUCUGCACAAAAUGAUGAACAUGCCGGCAACAAAGCGUCUUCUACUGGAGAUAUUGAGGUGACACAGAGUGACCACAGUCAGGAAACAGAAAUAAUGCCAAGUAAAACAUCAAGUGAUAGGAAAAAGGCAGCCCCACAUUCUAAAUCCAAAGAUAAAUCAAGAAAUCAAAACAAGGAAGCAGCUAAUGUUGGAAAAUCUCACAAUGAAGAUGCACAAAGCAUGGAAGCAACAUCGACCAAGAGGCUAAGAGAUGGUCAGGGUUCUGAGUCGCCACAAAAAAGGAUGCAUAGAGGCGAAGGUUCCACAUCAACUAGAAGCAAAGAAGUCAAAAAGUAUGACACACGCAGCAAAGAAAGCACAACAUCAAAUCAAGAUCCCGACCCACCUCUGUCCAAUACCGACGACAGCGAAUCAAGCGAAGCAGAAGAGAAGGUGGAAAACCCCUACAAGUGCGAUAGAUGUGGCAAAGUAAUGUCCAACUUCAAGAACUACAAAUUCCACAUGAAGACUCACACAGUCGCAAAGACUUUCAAGUGCGACACUUGUGGGAAAAUGUUUAGAGAGAGCUGGGACCUGAACAAGCAUUUGGUCAUCCACUCCGCUGAGAAGCCUUACAAAUGUGACGUCUGCGGAAACGGUUUCAACCGCCGCUACAACCUGGACCUGCACCUUCGGGUCCACACGGGGGAAAAGCCGUACAUUUGCAACACGUGCGGAAAGACAUUCAGCUCGUGUGUCAAUAUGAAGAAGCACAUGAGGAUUCACACGGGCGAGAAGCCCUACACGUGCAAAGAGUGUGGCAAAGAGUUUGCCGACUCUUCCGCCUUCAAAAACCACCUGCGGGUGCACACGGGGGAGAAGCCCUUCAAGUGUUCCUACUGCAAGAAGAAGUUCGCCACCAGGACAACUUUGAAGAGACAUAUCAGGACGCACACGGGCGAGAAGCCGUACGAGUGCACGGUUUGCGGUCGAAACUUCGGCCACAGAACCGACCUGAAGGGCCACAUGAGGAUGCACACAGGCGAGAAGCCUUAUAAAUGUACUACUUGUGGAGAGGACUUCUCCACCUGGUCAAAACUGAACAAACACAAGCGGAUCCACUCAGGUGAAGCACAAGACUCCACUGAAUAACAUGUUAAAUGUAUUGAAGGUAUCUAAAUAGCAAGUGAGGAAAUUUGAGAAGUCACUAGAUGUCAAGAGGCUAUAGCUUAGUUUUGAAUUACAUUUUUUUUUAACAUUUCAGGUAUAACAUAAAUUUUCUGCACACUGGAAAAAAACUGUCUAAACCUUGUUUCCAUCUUCCUCCUUUCUUUCCUUUCCCUAUUUUUUCUUUUUUUGUUCCUCUGUUUGUUUUUCAUUUCCUUCUUGCCUUCCUUCCUUAAUUCUUUUAUUCUAUGUCUGUCAUUCAUUCUAUCCUUAAUUUAUUUGCUUCCUUUAUUGUUUGAACUUUCCUUUCAUGUGUCUCUCCUUCCUUUCAUGAAUGUUUACUUUCUUUUGUGUGCCUCUUAUUUUUCUCCCUUCCAUUCCUCCUAUCUUCCUCUCUUGUUAUACUCCUUAUUUUCUUCCUUUCUUACUAUUUCCUAUUUUUCCAGGCUCCAUAUUUAAACAUUUAAAGCCUGCUGCCUGCCUGUAGAAAAAUCUGCUGUUUGUUCAUAAUGAACUUUUAAAAUGUUAAAAUUUGAAAUUAACAUAAGAUUUUGAGAAUUCUGAGAAUUUAAGUUUAGACAUUUUUACAUGGAAAAUGUUCAGAAAUCCUGUAAAAAAUUGCAAACAUCAUCAGCUAUGGUUUUUCUGAAAAAAUGUCACAGAAUUCUUUGCUGCUGAAAAUGACAACAAAAUGGAAGAAAAAAGAUUGUAAUGGGUUGCUAAUAUCUCAGGUGCUGGUGUAAUAAUGGUUGUAUUUUUUUUAAAGUUGUUUCCUCUAACUUUUUGCCAGGUUGCUAAGGACUUAAGAACUAUUCUGCCGAGACAUGAACCAUUAUAACAUGCUGACAGCAAAAUAAAGUAUGAUUAAUGAUUAAAGAUGCUGAGGUAAUAGGUACUUCUUAAGACAUAAAUUCAAAUUCAAAUAUACUUUGUUGAUCCCAACAGGAAAUUAAAUGUUGUUGUAGCUCAUUAGUUCAGAUUGACUUGAUAGUAUAAGGCCCUAUACGCAAAAGGUUCAAAUAAAAAUAAAAUGCACAUCAUCAUUUUUCAUUUAAGCAACGUUUAUUCCUUUUGCUGCGUAAAUACUUUAACAUAUUGAGGUACAUUUUAAAUCUUAAUUUCCGACUGCUUGCUCCAGAGAACAUUAUCCUUUUUUUGCUGUUCUGCUCUUUUUAUGGUAGAGCAACUAGAAUUUAGUUAGUCAGAUUAUCUACUCUGACUAGCAUGACGUCUGCUGCUUGACUGAUUAUCACCUUACUAAUAGCGCAAGUUUCCACACCAUGAAUAUGUUUCUCAUGACUUGAUAUAUUUCCAAACAGCCAUAUUUGUCUUUCAUGUAGUAGUGACGCGUUCAUAGAGUUGCAGAGUUGCAUUGUUCCAUGCUCCACACAGCCUCUGACACGCUCUCUGAUAUGACAGAACAUGUUAAUGAUGUUAUUUUUUGAGGUUUUUUUUAUAUCUUAAUUCUUUAAACUUUGGUAUACUUUGUUUGAAGCGACCAGGCCGAUGCCUUAGGCUGAAUGUGCCUGGCUUUCCUCAGCACUCCUGGUGAGAUCAUGACAUCAGUGAUUUUUCUUUUUGUUUUAUUUAAAAAAAAAAAAAACAUUCAUAACGGUUCAGGGUUUCAUUCUGUCCCUGCUGACGUUGGGCACUUUGCUGUUAAAAUCCAACCAGGAAUGUGAGGAUGUGUUUGUUUUGUCAUCCCAAAGGAUUUUAAUUUCGUGUGCUGCCUUUACUUGAUUGUUGUUUUUCUUUGCUGGUUUUUAUGCAUGCUGUUUUAUUGUUUAAUAGCAGUUAAGAUACAGCUUCAUCACUGGCUGGUGACAUGUUGCCAUCUCAAAACCCAUUCAGUUUCCAUCAUGUGACCAUAUUUAGCAAUGAAGUUGUUUUGUUUAAUUUUCGUAUGUGUGACUUACCAAAGAUCUCAGCUCUCUCUUUGUCAUUUAUUGUUGUGUGGAAAAGAAUGUUUGAAUAAACAACUGGAAACUUAGACACCUAAUACAAGAGAAAUAGUUUUGAAAAUUGUAGCAGUCAGUUUUAUUUUGUGUGCUUUUGAAUUCCUGUGUGAAAUGUGAGAAUACACAGAAAUUAUUGUCUUAGAAAGCUGUCUAUUUUCAGAUGUUGCUUUAUUCAAGUUAGAAUAUUAAAAUAUUUUUUGAUAAUCUA
Molecule: messenger RNA, 5921 nt
Organism: Poecilia latipinna (sailfin molly)
Lineage: Eukaryota; Metazoa; Chordata; Actinopteri; Cyprinodontiformes; Poeciliidae
Product: putative mediator of RNA polymerase II transcription subunit 26
Exons: 3
Coding region: 99-3740 (1213 amino acids)
Biological process (GO): regulation of transcription by RNA polymerase II; embryo development
Cellular component (GO): nucleus
Molecular function (GO): DNA-binding transcription factor activity, RNA polymerase II-specific; RNA polymerase II transcription regulatory region sequence-specific DNA binding
Source: RefSeq, a predicted model, not a curated record